AUGAUUUCAAAGGUGAAUUCUGAUAUGUGUGUUUCUCUCCCCCUUCCCCACCAAUAGAGUGACCGGCUUCUGAUCAAAGGUGGGAAGAUAGUCAACGAUGACCAGUCAUUCUAUGCUGACAUAUAUUUGGAAGAUGGCUUGAUAAAACAAAUUGGAGAAAACCUCAUUGUUCCUGGUGGCAUCAAAAUUAUUGAUGCUUAUGGCCUACUGGUCUUGCCAGGUGGGAUAGAUGUCCACACACGGCUGCAGGUGUCCAUCAUGGGAAUGAACUCUGCUGAUGACUUCCAUCAAGGCACCAAGGCUGCCUUAGCAGGAGGAACCACAAUGAUCUUGGACCAUGUGCUCCCGGAGCCUGGAGUGAACCUGCUCACUGCCUACGACCAGUGGCGAGAAGCUGCAGACAGUAAAUCAUGCUGUGAUUACUCCCUGCACAUGGACAUUACCCGCUGGCAUGAGAGUCUCAGGGAGGAGCUGGAAGCCUUGGUGAAGGACAAAGGUGUGAACUCCUUCCAAGUUUUCAUGUCCUAUAAAGAUAAAUACCAGUGUACUGAUGGCCAGAUGUAUGAGAUUUUCAGCAUUAUCCGAGAACUGGGAGCCAUCGCACAAGUUCAUGCCGAAAAUGGAGAUAUCAUUGAUGAGGAACAGAAGCGAUUGUUGGAACUUGGGAUCACUGGACCAGAGGGCCAUGUUCUUAGCCACCCUGAAGAGUUGGAGGCAGAGGCUGUGUACCGGGCAAUCACCAUAGCCAAACAGGCCAAUUGUCCCCUCUAUGUCACCAAAGUGAUGAGCAAAGAAGCAGCAGAUACAAUCGCUCAUGCUAGGCGCAAAGGGACUGUUGUAUAUGGAGAGCCCAUCACCGCUAGCCUGGGCACUGAUGGCUCGCACUACUGGAGCAAGAACUGGGCCAAAGCUGCAGCCUUUGUUACCUCACCCCCAAUAAGCCCAGACCCCCUGACUCCUGACCAUCUCUCAUCUCUGCUAGCAAGCGGGGACCUGCAGGCUGCUGGCAGUGCCCACUGCACCUUCACCACAGCCCAGAAAGCUGUUGGCAAAGACAACUUUACAAUGAUUCCUGAAGGCACCAAUGGGAUCGAAGAGAGGAUGAUGAUCAUCUGGGAGAAAUGUGUGGCCUCAGGAAAGAUGGACGAGAAUGACUUUGUUGCUGUGACCAGUACAAAUGCAGCCAAAAUCUUCAAUUUAUAUCCUCGGAAGGGUCGGGUGGCUGUGGGGUCCGACGCCGACCUCGUCAUAUGGAACCCAAAGGCUGCCAAUGUCAUCUCUGCUAAGAACCACCAUGUGAAUGUGGAGUACAACAUCUUUGAAGGAACCGAGUGCCGUGGGGCCCCCGAGGUGGUCAUCAGCCAAGGAAAAGUCGUGCUAGAACAUGGAAAUCUCUUUGUCACACCCGGAUCAGGGCGCUUCAUUCCUCGGAAAACCUUCCCUGACUUUGUCUAUAAAAGGAUUAAAGCCAGAAACAGGCUGGCUGAGAUUCACGGUGUGCCAAGAGGGCUCUAUGAUGGACCCGUCCAUGAUGGGAUUGUGACAGCCAAGUCAGCAGCCCCAACACCAGCCUCCAGAAUUGCCUCCUGCCCUGGCAAAAUCACAGUCCCACCCAUCCGCAACCUGCACCAAUCUGGAUUUAGCCUGUCCGGCUCUCAAGCUGAUGACCACAUCGCCAGGAGGCCAGCCCAGAAGAUCAUUGCCCCUCCAGGAGGACGGUCCAAUAUCACAUCUCUGUCCUAGGGGGGCCCUUCCUGGCCCUCAGCACUUCUUCUUAUUGGCUCCUACUAAACUUCUUCUGAAAAGGGACCUCCUUUGCCUCCAUUGCCCCUCCCCCCAGUAGGCCUUCCUUUCUGAGCAGUCUGGGUCCCCUUGUAAGACACCACCCCAAGAGAAGGCAGGCCCAGGGGAGUUGGCACUGCCCACCCACAGCAGUGGGAUGGGGGCAUUCCCAGGUCCACAGGCUCCAGUUGCUGCCAGCUUCCUCCCACGCCCAGCCUCCUCCAAGGAAGAGAGUGGAGGCCAGAGAAGGCAGCUGGCUCAGAGUGCUAGACCCUCUCAUUAGGCACAGACAGGGCAGGGUACCAAAUGCUGAAGAUGGCACUUGUCCAGUGCCCUUCCCUUCCCUUCAGCAUCGACCAAGUGUCUGCCAUGGGCCGGACCCCCGGGCUGAGCACAGAGACACAAAGACAAAACUGAAACACUCUUUACCCAUAGGCAGCCCCUCCCCCAUGGGACUUGUCCGGCCCCUGCAGGCUCCCUCUUCCUCCCCCCCCAGGGGGCCUGACCAUAGGGUGCUUUCUAAGCUUGCCCACUGCCAGUUAGAGCAAGAAGAACUUCUGGCCAGGUCUCAUUUUUACUGCUGUUGGUAUUUCUUAGGGCUGCAAUUAUCAGUAAUAACGGGCCUCGCUUUGCUGCCCGCCACUCACUGCCCUCUGUCCCUGGCCAGGACCUCUCCAUCAGGGUCCUUAGCCAUUCCCCUUCAGGAGCCUAGACUUUAAGAGGAAGCGGGCUUCAGCUCAGGCCUUUGCAAUGACAACUGGCUUGUUUCACAUUCCCAAGGACCAAACAUUAGCCCAGUUCCAGGCAAAUGUUAGGAACAAUUAGAUAACUAGUGUUUGCAUUUGUUACAAAACUGGAAUUUCCCUUGAGUUCUUUGGAAGCUGUGAAGUGACUGCGCCUUCUCCAGCAUUCCACAACUGAUGCUAGUGCUAGGACAGACCGUAUGUUCCCUGAUAAUCAAUGAAUUUGGACCAGGUAGCUAAAAGUCCACCAGAAGUUGGGUUUCCUUAGCCUCCUUUCCCUAUCUCUUGCAUGGGACCUUUGGAAACACUGUGCCCCCCACCCUUCCCUGGUGCCCCACCUCCUUCCCUUCUCCUGUGCCCUAGGCCCUGAAAACAACCCCACUAAUAAAGGUUCAUUCAACCCCUCCCA
Trichosurus vulpecula (common brushtail) is the source of this 2934-nucleotide messenger RNA. RefSeq names its product dihydropyrimidinase like 4 (gene DPYSL4). Gene Ontology annotation, molecular function: hydrolase activity, acting on carbon-nitrogen (but not peptide) bonds, in cyclic amides. The transcript is spliced from 13 exons. Gene Ontology annotation, cellular component: cytosol; cytoplasm. NCBI's taxonomy places the organism in Eukaryota, Metazoa, Chordata, Mammalia, Diprotodontia, Phalangeridae. The record is from RefSeq and is a predicted model, not a curated record.